Messenger RNA from Chelmon rostratus (copperband butterflyfish), 3695 nucleotides. It is a transcript of the gene cbfa2t2, whose product is annotated as CBFA2/RUNX1 partner transcriptional co-repressor 2. Bases 414 to 2198 code for a protein of 594 amino acids. Lineage: Eukaryota; Metazoa; Chordata; Actinopteri; Chaetodontiformes; Chaetodontidae. Gene Ontology annotation, biological process: negative regulation of DNA-templated transcription; DNA-templated transcription. Gene Ontology annotation, molecular function: transcription corepressor activity. The record is from RefSeq and is a predicted model, not a curated record. The transcript has 11 exons. Gene Ontology annotation, cellular component: nucleus.
UUCAAUGAGAGGAAGAGAGAGUUAAAGAAAAGAAGCGCAGCAGCGGAGGCAGAUUGAUAGAGGGAGAUAGCGAGAGUGGUAGAGAGGGCUUCGCAUGAGAGAAGGACGAACAGCGAAGACACGGACAGAAAGUAGGAGAGUGAGAGUGUGUAGUGCAGCGUUGCGCUGGUCUGCUCGGUUAUCUGUCUCCAUCUGGGUGCCAUCUGUGUCUCUGGCUCUGGCCUUCGCCACACUGGAGCUCACAUAUGUGGGAAUGCAAACACAUGCCUGACAUAUGAAGGCGUGGAGUCACAGAAAGAGACAAAAAGGAAAGGAUAAGAGAGCAGAAACCCGCCACUGCAGCUGACUUUCUCAAAGGACUGAAGAGUGGACUCUACUGGAGUGGAGACAGUAGAGAGAAGAAGAGCCCUGCCAUGCCCGGUUCUCCUGUGGAUGCUAAGACUCAUUCCAGAUCAGCCCCCAGCAGCAGCAUCAGCUCCACUAUGCCACCCCUGCCUUCUGUCAACCCCAGCGGCCCUCGCCCGGCCUCCUUUUCCACCACAGCAUUGACCAACGGGAAUCAUCAUUCCCCACCAACCCUGAACGCAGUGCCAUCUCCGCCGCAGCGCUACAGCAAUGGACCGUCCUCUUCCUCUUCCUCGUCGCUGGCAAACCAGCAGCUGCCGGCCACCUGUGGGGCUCGCCAGCUGAGCAAACUGAAGCGUUUCCUGACCACGCUGCAGCAGUUCGGCAACGACAUCUCUCCUGAGAUCGGAGACAGCGUCCGGAGCCUUGUUCUGGCCCUCGUGAAUUCCACAGUUACCAUUGAGGAGUUCCAUUCACGGCUUCAGGAGGCCACAAACUUCCCCUUACGGCCCUUUGUUAUUCCUUUUCUCAAGGCGAACCUGCCUCUUCUGCAGAGGGAGCUGCUCCACUGUGCACGGGCAGCCAAGCAGACCCCAGCCCAGUACCUGUCCCAGCAUGAGCAUCUCCUGCUAAGCACCACCUUGGCCUCCUCCCCAGACUCCUCAGAGCUGCUGAUGGAGCCCCCUGAUGCCGGCACCAAGAGGCACAGCCCCAGCAGAGGUAAAGAGAACGGCUUCCACGAACGUCCACCCGCAGCCAUGGAGCCCGCCGCCAAACGAAUUUGCACCAUCAGCCCUGCUCCCCGACACAGCCCUGCCCACCCGCUGCCCCUAAACACCCAGCUUCACCCGACCCCUCCACCCUUGCAGCACUACGCCCUGGAUGACAUCGCAGCGCCGCACAUCCUGCACCGCGAGCACAGCCAGCGCAUGCUGGAGAUCCGCGAGCUCAAAGACAGGCCCAGACUCCCUGGCACUAACGGGGGCUACCGCGAGGAGCCGGUGGACCACAGACUGACAGACCGAGAGUGGGCUGAUGAAUGGAGGCAUCUGGACCAUGUGUUGAACUGCAUUGUGGACAUGGUGGAAAAGACACGGAGGUCAGUGAGCGUGCUCAGGCGGUGCCAGGAGUCCGAUCGCGAGGAGCUCAACUACUGGAGGCGGCGUUCGAGCGAGCAGGAGGACCCACGCAAAGGCGGCUCCGGCUCCGCUCCCUUCUCCAAGACGCACAGCCCUCACUCCGCAGAGUCGGACUCCCAGCGUGACUUUGCUCCACGGCCAGGAUCAGCAUACGUUACAGAUGAGAUCUGGAGGAAAGCUGAAGAGGCAGUGAACGAGGUGAAGCGGCAGGCCAUGGAUGAGGUCCAGAAAGCAGUAGCGGAGGCUGAGCAGAAGGCUUUUGAGAUGAUUGCUGCAGAGAGGGCUAAGAUGGAGAAGACUCUGGCUGAGGCGAAGAGGAAGGCUCAAGAGGAUGCCAUCAUGGUCAUCAACGAACAGGAGGACUCCAGUGAGUGUUGCUGGAAUUGUGGCCGCAAAGCCAGCGAGACAUGCAGCGGCUGCAACGCCGCUCGCUACUGCGGCUCCUUCUGCCAGCAUAAAGACUGGGAGAGGCAUCACCUCAUCUGCAGCCCGGGACUUCAGGCUCAACCCAAACCAGUUUCCGCCAUCACUGCCAGCAGGGCGGCCGCAGCAGCGGCGGCGGCGGCCGGGGCGUCUCCUGUCGGCCUGGUCGGGGUCAAGGCCUCCGACAGCGUGCCCUCAGUCUCCAGUCCCGGUGCAGAGAAGGCUUCGGCCGCUUCUCGCUCCUCCACCCCUUCCACCCCCGCCUCGGCCCCUGAGACCAACGGACACUAGGAGGUGAAGGAGCAGCGAACGUGUCACCUAUCCUCUUCCUUAACGAAUCAGCAGCAAGAGGGAACUAUUUGUGGGUUAAGUUAGGAUAACAGAUUUUUCAUCAUACUCUUUGGCAGAUAAAGAAGGACAGAUUAUGGAUGACUGUUUGAGUGAUAUGUCAACUGGGACUUUGGCUUUGGCAUGGAACAGAAGGACUCGUCUCGAAUGCAUCUAUUGGAUGAACAGAUCUCCCUAACAGAUGGAAACGUGUUUGUCUUCGUCCAAAAAAACCCCAAAUCUUGGAUCUGCGAGGGGCGGAAAAAAACUGCCGAUUGAUCCGAGUUUAUCUCUGGCUGCGGGGAGGAAGCUAUGAGAGGAAGGCAUAUGAGAAAAGACAGAGGAGAUUAAAAGACAGUGAGGUAUAAGGACUCAUCCCCCGUGAACCAAUAUUCUCACUUCGUUGUGUAUAAAUUUAAAGAUGGGGAGGUGGUGGAAAGUGUAAACAGUGUAAUAGUACCAGCCAUAAAGCGUCCGUCUUCGUCCUGUAGGAACAAUCUGACAGUAGACCACAUAGGAGUCGUCUCUGCAGCUCUCCUGUAUACAUAAAUAUUUGCUCGCCAAACUAUCCGUCGGGUUGUCGUACGUGUGAAUGCGUGUGUCAAACGGUCGUGCCGUCAGUGAAUAUUGUACAGCAUACGAUUACUUUUGUCAAAGCAAUAUUAAAGUGAAGUGUUCAGGUAUCUGGAGCCGUUUCUGCAUCACCAAAGUCGCGAAAGAGAGAGUCGUCGUCAUUGCCUGCAGCUGUCCUGAUUGUACACUAACCCCCACAUCGUAUCUACUUUUAUAAUGAGCUUAACUGGGACGUCUGGUCGCUAUUUUUCAUUUUUCUGAUCAUCAUGUUCAAACGAUAGCGAGAAGGGUGAUGGUGAUUGGAUCAAGUAAGCGCAGGAUGAUGCAUUUAAGACUUGUUGCAGUUUCAUUUUGGCACUUGUUCGCGUCACCAGGUGGGUCAGACGUCGCUCCAGAUCUUCCACCUUUGCAAUAUGAGCACCAGGGGGGAAGAGUGGUUUGUAAUGCAGCUGUUCAAGAACUGUUUUCAACAAAAGGAGAGACGAGAGAUGGCGAAUGAAAUCCGUUUUACGUCAUUUGAAGUGACGAAAAAGGGUGAAAAGUCGCUCUGGUGCUUGCGUUGCUGCGGUGCAGGUUUAGAGCAGCGACUCUGUCCCACGGAGAAUCUCAGGAGCUAAAUUGUUUUGGUGUACACAGAUCAUUCUGUUCUUCUUUCUUUUCUUUUUUUUUUCUUCCGUCACAGUUAGGUUAAAGUCAAAAGUUUAGUGAGGAACUUUGAUUUAUCGUGCUCUGCUGUUACAACUGAGACAUCGUUCUUGUUUUCGUUCGCUGUAAGAUGACUUUGUAAAGAAUAUUAUGAGAGAAUGCCUUUAUUUUGUGAGCCACGAUUUUCCUUCGUUCUUUAAACACGUUCUUUUGUUAUGAGGCAUAACUUCAUAUGAAAAAAGA